Molecule: messenger RNA, 1868 nt
Organism: Lepisosteus oculatus (spotted gar)
Lineage: Eukaryota; Metazoa; Chordata; Actinopteri; Semionotiformes; Lepisosteidae
Biological process (GO): embryo development; regulation of transcription by RNA polymerase II; urogenital system development
Cellular component (GO): nucleus
Molecular function (GO): RNA polymerase II transcription regulatory region sequence-specific DNA binding; DNA-binding transcription factor activity, RNA polymerase II-specific
Source: RefSeq, a predicted model, not a curated record
GGAAGCGGAGUGCAGUUUUUUUUUUAUAGAAGGCAGUUUUCAUACGUAUGUGUGAAAGUAAGUUGACGAUGUGUGAGUACGGAACUCGCAUGCGAGUGUAAUUACACCUGUGCGUUGUCAGGCAGAGCUGUCCUUAAAUCAACUCACGGUGUAGGGGAAGCGUAAGGUCAGUUUAAUGCACAUGUAGUGGUUUCGCUUAGGGGUUAGACUCCCAUCUAAUCGCUGAUGCCUGUCAGCUGGGUUUUUAAUUCCCCGCUCUUGUUUGUUGCAAACUGGGCAGAGCGCACACAUGAAUAGGAAGCGAGCUGCAGAGCCCGUCAGCGGCCGUCCUGCUGGUGGAGAAAGACUUAAAGCGCGCUGCCCCACUGCCGAAUGGGGGGCGGCGUUGCUGGAAGGCACCUCAGGAUCUGAGAGGGCAGUGCACCUCGAGCUGGCCUGCGCCGUUGAGCGGGCGGUGAAGGCGGCGGUGGAGCUGGCCAUGGCGAGGGUGACCAGGCUGGUGGAGAGGCGCUGCGCCGGCCUGCGGCUGCGCAUCGAGGACCGCGAGAGGGAGCUGGAGAGCGUGCGGCUGAGGCUGGAUCUGGCGGAGAGCGAGCUGAGGGUCCUGCGCGAGCGCGUCGGCGGCGGCGAGCGCGAGCCCUGGCACGCAGCCCCGCAGUCGGAGAGCCGCGGCCGGGCGCAGCGGAGGCUGGAGGCCGGGGAUCCGGCGGGUCGCGGGGAGUUUCUCCCGGUGAACAAGAAGGAGGGCGACCUCGUUAACACCGUCGCAGCCCCCUCCUCAUUCCCAGGUGUUACCGGAACACUGUCCGCCAAACAGGAAUUGUAUAAUCCUCCCGACUGCGAGGCCAGCGGGGAAGAACGAGCUACUGACCAGCGGCAGGGACCAACAGUGAAACGUGCUGAUAGGACAUCGCCUCGGAUCGACACUCCUGAGGCUCAUGGUCGCUGCAUAGCUGGGGAACAGGGGUGCCCUGCGCCUUGUCAGGCCCUGCAGCCUUUCGGAAGCAGCCAAGACACCUCUGAGAGACUCUCGGGCGCUGACUGCAGGCCCCUCAAGCAGGAGGUGUCUGAGCUGGGCUAUGGGGACGUGGUUCAAGAGUCCAGAUGGCCACCGAGCCCUCUCGGAGCAGAGGGCAGUGAACCGGGACCAGGCCAGGCAGCUGGGCCGUACUCCAGCAAUGCCCAGACUGGGAGGGGUAAAAUCGAAGGGAAUCCCAGGUCCUCUAGGGGCAGUAUAUCACAAGACGCCGCACAACGGAAGACGCCGCGACACCUGGCGCCCCCCGACUCUCCGCCCGGGGGCCGGCGGCUCCCUCUCCCUCCCCCGGCUGCCGAGGGGGGCGGGCCGAGGAGGCGGGGCCCGUUCGCCUGCGCGCUGUGCGGGCGGGCGUUCCACGCCCUGCAGAGCCUGCAGUCCCACCAGCGCACCCACACGGGCGAGAGGCCCUUCCCCUGCGCCACCUGCGGCAAGAGCUUCGCGCAGAAGCAGAACCUGAUCCGGCACCGCAGCGUGCACACGGGCCUGGCCCCGCACGCCUGCGGCCUGUGCGGCAAGAGGUUCAGCCAGCUGGGCAACCUCCGCAUCCACUACCUCAUCCACACCGGGGAGCGGCCCCACGCCUGCCCGCAGUGCGGCCGGCGCUUCAACCAGGCCCAGAACCUCAAGCGGCACCUCCGGGUGCACGCCAAGCGCCUCUGACGCCGCGCCGGGCGGGGAGCUCGGGGCGAGGCCCCGGGCGGAGGCCCUUGACUUGAAUUCUCACCGCGGUCAAGCAGUGCUGGCACCCCGAGAGGCCUCGUUCCCAAGAGCCAGCCCGUCGCUCCUCCUGUGUGAUUGGAGACGGCGGGGCUCACUGAUUCGAGGCCCU